Messenger RNA from Dentiscutata erythropus, 1188 nucleotides. Lineage: Eukaryota; Fungi; Glomeromycota; Glomeromycetes; Diversisporales; Gigasporaceae. The record is from the annotation of a GenBank genome assembly.
AUGUCAUUAGGGUCACUGAUAAAACUUCUACAACAUUCCAUCUCUUUAAAUUCUCUUACACAACUCCCAAUGAUCGAUGAUACGAUCAAUGGUACGAUCAAUGUCAACGCCUCACCGACUAACCUUAAGAAUAGGCGAAAUUUAGAGAAAAGGAGAUUCGGACAGGAGCAUACUCCUCAAGCUGAUGCUACUUUUCAGGAAGUAAAAGAUAUAGCUCAGGGUACUGACAAAGAAGAACAAGCUGGAAAUUUAUCGGGUGCAAUGGUUAGAGCUCUUUUGGCAAAAGCUCCCGCUUGUGAUCAGCAAGACAGAGCCGACGAAGUUAUAGACCUUGGUAAAGAACUUGGUGGGGAUAAACUAAAUCAAAUGGUGAAAGUUGCCCAAGCAUAUAGACAGCUUGAACGUAACACUCCUAAAGAUGGUCAACCAUCUGCACUUUGUAACAAAGCGCCAAGAAACAAAGAACUCGAUGGAUUAACACAAGCUCAAGAUCCAACUGGAGGUGCAAGCAAUACCCAAGAUCCUAAUGCUCAAAAUCCAGCAAAUACCCAAACUCCUACAACUCAAGAUCCAACUGGAGGUGCAAGCAAUACCCAAGAUCCUAAUGCUCAAAAUCCAGCAAAUACCCAAACUCCUACAACUCAAGAUCCAAAUUCAAAAGGUAAUAUUUGUACAUCACCUGCUGAUCCUAAUACAACUGGUAUGCCUAAAGGUAAAAAGGCUAAAAAGGAUAAAAAGAAAAAAAAGAAAAAUAAUGGAAAGAAAAAUAAUGGAAAAAAAAAUAAUGGAAAAAAAAAUAAUGGAAAAAAAAAUUUGUUAAUAACAACGAAUAAUGUUACUAGUUCUGUUAAUCCCACUUCAACUAAUGGAGCUGUUAAUGCAGAUGCCGUUCCUUCUUCUACUCCCACCUGUACUCCCACCUCUACUCCCACCAGUGAUUCGAGUCAAAAUAAUCAAAAUCCUGCAUUCGCUAAUCCCGUUGGUGGUGUUCAAAUGCCACUGAUAACAAAGAACAGUGAUGGUACUUUUGAUGUUAAUGGAAAUAAUUUUAAGAAUAUAGGUGCUGCACAAAACCGUCAAUGCGAUAUCCAACAUAAUGCUUGUUUCAACAAACUAAACGGUGGCGAUAAAAGUAUCACUAAUACAGAUUGUGAUAAUCAAGAUAAUGUUUGCAAAUCUGGUCCUCCA